Molecule: messenger RNA, 456 nt
Organism: Penicillium nucicola
Lineage: Eukaryota; Fungi; Ascomycota; Eurotiomycetes; Eurotiales; Aspergillaceae
Product: Zn(II)2Cys6 transcription factor domain-containing protein
Exons: 4
Coding region: 1-456 (151 amino acids)
Biological process (GO): regulation of DNA-templated transcription
Molecular function (GO): zinc ion binding; DNA-binding transcription factor activity, RNA polymerase II-specific
Source: RefSeq, a predicted model, not a curated record
AUGACUCCGGCAGAAGAUGAAAGGCCAUCAAAAAGAGCUAGACAGGCCUGUGCACCUUGCCGUCGGAAAAAGUCGCGCUGCCCCGGAGAAAAGCCUGUCUGUUCAUACUGUGAAAGACUGGGUCAGAAAUGCACUUAUUCUGGCGAUGAAGCUCGGAGCGAAGAGCCUGAGCAUUCUAAAAAGAUGACUGAGCAGUUUGUUAUACAGGAUGAGCGCAUCUCUGGGAUUGAAAGUACCCUGGACAGAUUAAUGGACUAUAUUACUAACAAUGCAGGCGUCCGGUUCAAGAUCGGACUCCCUCGUCUGCACUCGAGCAUCACGAUGAAGGAGCCCCGGAGCUAUCCCCCCAAGCUAUGUCAGUCGGUGCUAUACUUUUAUACUUCUAAUGACUCUGAUUUGCUUAUGAAGAUUCCAGAUCCCGCUCUUCAGAGUUAUCAGCAACAGAUCUUUAUCUGA